AUGACUGUUACUUUAAAUGUUCCUUUUCAUGGUACAUGGUAUAGACGACGCCAAGUCCUGCGAGCAAAAGUCGCCGGCUUCUUCUCUAGCAUCCUGGACGGUGCCCAAGUUCCCAAUAUUCUCUGGGGAGAACAGGCAGUUGAUAUGUUCAUUGAUGAGGAGCACCUGGCAAUUGAAUCCCGGACGAUUGAAUUCGUCGUUACUGACGAUUCGCUCGACACAGCAGUUCGAGAACUUGAUUCUUUCGAUCAGCACAAAGUAUGCGUGGACCCCAACUGUAUAUUGAUUCAGCCCAAUCAAGACCUCCCAGUCCCGGAUGCCCAUUUCCACACUCCAUUUCUUCAGAGACUUUUCACUCUCGGAUGGGUCACACUUGAGAAAACGACCACGAGAAAUGUGGUUGAAAUCGACACUAUCUCCCUAUUUGCCAAGUCCAGGACCCUCUGGUGGCUCCCUGAUUCCACCCUCCAUUCUUCCGCAAAGUGCACUGAUAUUAUGGAUAUCAGUGACUAUCACAGCUGGUCAGUCGAUUGGCAGAAUCUUUACCCAGUCAAGAUCCUUCAGCCUAUGGCACUCGCCGAAGCUCUGAUUUUUCUACUCGCUCGCGACCACCGCCACCAAACCAACAGCGGCUUCAUCCACUGGAAGAAGCUCAUCUUCACCAUGUCUAGGCAAUGUCUUAUCGAUGAGCGCAUACGAACUAUCCGCUCUGACUUCCAAGCCUAUUGGUCAGCGCUUCAUGAUGCGGUCAACGACCUCGACCAUCUGUUGGCUCUGCUCCCGGGGAUUCGCGAGAAAUUGAUUGAGGCUCGUGAGAUGCCACCUGUGAAUUUUGGAUUCAUUAGACCUCCUCUAUAUUCUAAGUGGGAACUUGUUGAUCUUGUUUGGCUGAAGGCUUGGGGCGAGGUUUAUGAUCUGAAGAGUGGUCCGUUGACAGAUCAGGAUCGCGAUAUGAAGCAGUCUCUUCUGAAGAGCUUUUUGGAGUAUUCAUCUGAGUGA
Penicillium atrosanguineum is the source of this 999-nucleotide messenger RNA. Its product is annotated as cell surface protein. NCBI's taxonomy places the organism in Eukaryota, Fungi, Ascomycota, Eurotiomycetes, Eurotiales, Aspergillaceae. The transcript has a single exon. The record is from RefSeq and is a predicted model, not a curated record. The coding region runs from base 1 to 999 and encodes 332 amino acids.